UGACCUAUGCUCGUCUGGAGCUGUUGUGGAGUCUUGCAGGUACAAUUUGAUACUUGACCAUUGUCUAGCUCCUUCUUUGGGACGCCGACAGGAGAGGACGUGGAGCUGCGGGCGGAAUCGACAAGAUCUCGUGUUGGCUUUCGUUUCCCCCGCCCCUCCCCUCUUUUGACGAGAGUUGAAGUGGAGUUUGCGAAUGCAACAGUGACACCUUAUGCAAUUGCACAAUGAGGCUGAAUGAACACACAGCCAUCGUGACGCCGGGGGUGACUCUGGUCCCCUACGAGGCGAGACAUGUGGAGCGGUAUCAUGAGUGGAUGAGUGACCCGGAUAUCCAGGAAGCCACGGCCUCGGAACCGCUGACGCUCGAGGAGGAGUACGAGAACCAACAGUCGUGGCGGACGUCACACGACAAGCUCACCUUCAUCAUCUGUCAACCGCUGCCUGUCUCAUCCAGAACGAAAACCGAGACGGUGCAGGCCGGGGAUGUCGACACCUCGGAGCGCAUGGUUGGCGACAUCAACUUCUUCAUCUACCCCAGCGACGAUGACGACGACGACGAUAGGGACAACGACGGCGCGACUCGGAUCGCGAACGAGGCCUCGUACGUCGGCGAGGUGGAUGUCAUGAUCGCAUCCAAAGAGCAUCGCGGCAAGGGUGUUGGACACGCCGCGGUGACGACACUCCUGACAUACGUGCACCGCAACAGGGCACGCAUCCUGGCGGAGCACGUCAACGGCGAGGGCAAGGCCGGCAAGGGAAACGCGCCGGAGCUCAAGGGCUUGAUGGUUAAGAUCAAGGAGGGGAACUCGGCGAGCAUCGCGCUGUUCCGGCGGCUGGGCUUCGUGCAGAAGGGGGAGGUGAAUUACUUUGGGGAGAUCCAGAUGGUGUUGCGGGAUCUGGAGGAGUUUGUGACGUCUUCUGCCGGGGAGAUGGCCGUGCUGGAAUAUCGUGAGGUCGCAUACUCGAGAUGAGUAAGACUUAGAUGGCCGAAUGGCUUAGAAGCACGUUGAGACUAACUUAAGGUUGAAAACAAGGCGAGCCUGCAGCUAUAUAUUCCUUUCUCAUCGUAUUCGUAACUAACUUCCCCCCGCUACGGAAACCGCCUUGCAAUUACGAUCCCCGAAGUGUAUGUAGACAGACAUCUGCGCGCAUAUGUUUUGACU
This is a messenger RNA of Colletotrichum destructivum, 1163 nucleotides long. RefSeq names its product Putative GNAT domain, acyl-CoA N-acyltransferase, N-acetyltransferase 9. NCBI's taxonomy places the organism in Eukaryota, Fungi, Ascomycota, Sordariomycetes, Glomerellales, Glomerellaceae. Bases 225 to 971 code for a protein of 248 amino acids. Gene Ontology annotation, molecular function: N-acetyltransferase activity. The transcript has 3 exons. The record is from RefSeq and is a predicted model, not a curated record.